This is a messenger RNA of Fusarium odoratissimum NRRL 54006, 534 nucleotides long. RefSeq lists its product as uncharacterized. The transcript is spliced from 3 exons. Lineage: Eukaryota; Fungi; Ascomycota; Sordariomycetes; Hypocreales; Nectriaceae. The record is from RefSeq and is a predicted model, not a curated record. Bases 1 to 534 code for a protein of 177 amino acids.
AUGUUCGUCUCGACGCUAAGGUCGCCCAUCUAUGAGCACGUCCUUAAACCCACUUCCGAGUCCGCUGAGCUCAAGCCUGGCUUCGAGGCUGCCGUCAAAGAGAACUUGAGUGGAUUCUCCAGCUCUGAGCAUGCUGCUCCGAAAGAUUCUUCUUCAUCUCCAGUCGGGCCUAUUCUCACUGAUUCUCCUGUUGCCGAGCCUGCUGGACCUACUGAGCCCACUUCCUACAUAGUGGGAAACCCACGCGUGGCGCCUGUUCUCGCUUUCUACUAUGUAAAGCUUCAUCUCAUCGCCAAGGACCUUAUCAUUUGCGACGCUGCUAAGGGGAAAUGCAUUUACUUCUUUGGCUCUUGCGGCGCGAUCGAUCGUGAGAUUCCAACCAAGGGGAUCAACCUCGGCGAUGUUAUCAAGGCCCGCUGCGCGGAAUGUACUCCCCGUAAGCAUCAAGUCGGCAACGGCCUCGGCGCUCAGCAGAUCCUCGCAUCAAACCUGCCGUCUUCGACCUGUCUGCUCCCCGUCCUUCAAUUGGUCUAG